UGCCUCGCCUCGUCCAAUCAGCGCCGGGAGAGGGCGGAGCCUCGGCGGAGGGGGCGGGGCCCGAGGGGCGACGGGGGGCGGGAGGGGUCAGUGCGCGAUCGGCUUCGGGAGCGCGGGGAGGCGCGAUGCCGCUGUCCCGCAGCGUCUCCGUGAGCUCCCUCCCGGGGCUGGAGGAGUGGGGGGGCCCCGGUGCCCCCGAGAACGUCGUCCUCUUCGAGGUGGCCUGGGAGGUGGCCAACAAGGUGGGCGGCAUCUACACGGUGCUGCAGACCAAGGCGCGGGUGACGGCGGACGAGUGGGGCGAGAGCUACGUCCUGGUGGGCCCCUACGUGGAGAGCAGCGUCCGCACGCAGGUGGAGCUGCUGGAGCCGCCGCAGCCGGCGCUGCGCCGCACGCUGGCCGCCAUGAACGCGCAGGGCUGCAAGGUGCACUUUGGGCGCUGGCUCAUCGAGGGCAGCCCGGCCGUGGUGCUCCUGGACGUGGGAGCCACUGCCUGGAGCCUGGAGCGCUGGAAGGGGGAGCUCUGGGAGAGCUGCGCCAUUGGGGUGCCCUGGUACGACCGCGAGGCCAACGACGCCGUCCUCUUCGGCUUCCUGGUGGCCUGGUUCCUCGGAGAGGUGCGGAGGGGGGCCCAAGGGGGUUUAUGGGGUCCACAGUGGGGUUUAUGGGGUCCCAAUGGGGUUUAUGGGGUCCACAGUGGGGUUUAUGGGGUCCACAAUGGGGUUUAUGGGGUCCCAAUGGGGUCUAUGGGGCCCAAA
This is a messenger RNA of Neopsephotus bourkii (Bourke's parrot), 758 nucleotides long. RefSeq names its product glycogen [starch] synthase, muscle-like. Gene Ontology annotation, molecular function: alpha-1,4-glucan glucosyltransferase (UDP-glucose donor) activity. The transcript is spliced from 4 exons. NCBI's taxonomy places the organism in Eukaryota, Metazoa, Chordata, Aves, Psittaciformes, Psittacidae. The annotation marks the transcript as partial. Gene Ontology annotation, cellular component: cytoplasm. The record is from RefSeq and is a predicted model, not a curated record. Gene Ontology annotation, biological process: glycogen biosynthetic process.